This is a messenger RNA of Bipolaris sorokiniana ND90Pr, 1978 nucleotides long. RefSeq lists its product as uncharacterized. NCBI's taxonomy places the organism in Eukaryota, Fungi, Ascomycota, Dothideomycetes, Pleosporales, Pleosporaceae. The coding region runs from base 142 to 1524 and encodes 460 amino acids. The record is from RefSeq and is a predicted model, not a curated record. The transcript has a single exon.
ACACUCACGCCCUCACUCUUUACCGCGUAGUGAUGUAGCCGCCACUUUUCCUGUAGCUCUAAUAUGUAAUUUUUCUUAUACCGAUGCAUUCCUUCCUUAGGCCCUACCAGUACUGCCGCCUUUCCCAUCGCAGCCGCAGUCAUGCGCAUCCCUCUCUUCCGCAUCUGGUACUCGACCACGUACACGGCGCUUCUCAUCAUCCUGCUCCUGUUCCUCGCCGUCACCCCUUCCGACACGAUAUACCAGUCGAUCAAAUCCAACGAGAUCCAGAAGCUGUUCGUCAUUGGUGGAGUCUAUGUGCUCACGAGUCUGAUUGUGUUGUUGAUAUACUCGACGCGCAUCUACACGAAUAGAACCGUGCUUGCUGCGAUACCGAAGAGCUAUGUGCCGGUCGAGGAGGGAGAAGUGGGCAAGGGUGUGAGGAGGAUGAUAGUAAAGCAUUUCAAGAGAAGUGCCGUUGUUGCAUGGGACAGCAGGCCGAGGGACCUUAGGGGUGAGGUCGAGGAUGGAGAUGAAGAGAAAGGACAGCUUUCGCGUGCAGGAACGGCUGAGAGUAAGAAGGAUAAAGAAAAGUCACACAAAAAGAAAGGCCAUCACCACCAUGCGGCCGAUGCGACCAUCAUACCCGUCUCGCCAAAGUCGCCGCCUUGGGGACAUAUUUCCCAUCCUGGUUGGGCCUCUCCCUCUUCACCGGACCUGCCUAACCUGCAGUAUUGGAGCGUUGUCUGCGAGCUUCCCAAUCUCAUCGAAGCAAAGGCCGUCUCACUUGCGCCGCCUGACCCUGCGCUUGAAGAAAGCGCCCAGCAAUACCCGGACAAUGCACCGCCUCUACCAGAUGCUCGAAUCGUCACCCUGCUCCAGCGCCCGCGCGCAAUGGGUUUGCGCGAAUACCUGUCUCGACUCGCAGAAUUCGGACUGCUUAACCCACCCUCGCUCGGCCCUGCAUUCCUUUCACAGUACGAGUAUGCGCGCUUCUCCACAGCCAGCCUAACCGAAACACAAUUCCGCGAUCUCAUGGCCAUAUUUGCAGAAGUACUAAACGGCAUGAAAGAGGUGGACCCGGCCGUUAUCGAAGAAGCGCGUGCAUUGGAUGUGGAAUCAGACACACGCAGUCUUGCGCCUACGGAAUCCAGCUUGGACUCAACCAUCUCCUCGCACUCACACAUGCCCUACCGCACACCGCAACUCGACCGCAAAUCUACCCUGUCGUCUCUCAACAGCUUCCUGUCCACAUCAAGUAGCGACGCCUCAACAUCGCACUCUCCACAAACUGCCCGCACCGCACCCUCACGCCAGCACGAGCGCGGUUCCACCAUCUACGGCACGCCCUCGCAGCGAUCGUUCGCCGGCUCAGAAUCUGAAACGGGAUCCGUGGUCAUUCACGCUCGCUCGCAACGGAGCCCGAGCACCAUUUUUCCGAAUUCCAGCGAGAGCUCGCUGGGUUCCCAGGGCAGUGUUAUACGAUUGAAUUUGAAUCCCGGUGAGGGCGAGCUGCCGUACCAGUAUAAUAUCGAUGGGGGAUGAAUAAUUGCAUGAGCUUGGGAUGAACGAUUCAAAUACAUUUGCACAUAUGCACAUGGACACGCUGGGGAAGACGUAGAGUACGACCAGAUAUGCUAGGAGUUCAAGCAUAGGCUAGAGAGGAAGAACGCAGCAAAGAUGACACGCAGAGAGGAAGACGAGAAAGAAAGAGAAAGAUGGGAAUAAUCCGGUGCCGAGGUUGUGACGUGACAUGGAAGGAAAAAGAGAAGAAGAGAAUGAAGAAAGAGGAGGAAAUAAAAUCUGCACAAGGGCAGUAAACAGCACAAGAAAUUGUGCCUGAGGCGCGCAUAUGCAGUCUCUCCAAAACCAUCACUUGCUAUUCCGCCUUUUUUCUUUCUUCUUCUUAGGAAGCAAACCACGCAAGUCCAUAUUUAUUCACCAUACUUUCUUGUACAUAUUUACUUAUUUAUUUACGCAUCACAAGCAAAAAUGCUAC